GCCACCCGCCAUUAAGAAGAAGAUAGGACAUACUUUUGGCGCUUCUUUCUUGUGCUUCUCGUCGCCUCUCUUCUCAACAGCAAAAUGGCAGAAUCUUCUGAUGAUCAGAACCUCUUUAACUGUCCAAUCUGUCUUCAUCUUCUGAACAACCCAGUAACUACAAUUUGUGGGCACAGUUUCUGUAUGGACUGUCUUAAUGAAUUCUGGGAUCGGGACAAUCAGAAAGGCGUUUACAGCUGCCCCCAGUGCAGGCAGACGUUCAGCCCAAGACCAGCUCUCAGCAAAAACACUGUGCUGGCUGAAGUUGUAGAGAGAAUGAAGAGAGAAGCACCAGAAUCUGGAACAGACUCUCCUGUCCUGAGUUUUGCGGUGUCUGGAGACAUGGAGUGUGAUAUCUGCACAGAGACCAAACAAAAAGCCAUCAAGUCUUGUCUGACAUGUUUGGCUUCUUACUGUGAAUCUCACAUUCAAUCUCAUUAUGCAUCUCCUGCAUUAAAAUGGCACAAACUGGUCAAUGCCUCACCACAUCUACUGGACCAGAUCUGCUCCCAACAUCAUAAGCUACUGGAGCUGUACUGUUGCAAAGAUCAGCAGCUGAUAUGUAUGCAGUGUGCUUUGAUCAACCACCAGAACCAUAGUAUGACUUCACCUGCAGCAGAAAGACAAAAAAUACAGGUACAGUUGAAAGAAAAUCAGGAUGGCCUACAAAAGGAAAUGCAUCAGCGAGAGAUGAAGGUACAAGAAUUUAGAGAAGCUGUGGACACUCAUAAGGGCUCUGUAGAGACAGCAGUGGAGCACAGUGAGAAGAUGUUUUCUGAGCUGAUCAGCUCCAUGGAGAAAAGCCGAGCAGAGAUAACAAAGAUGUUCAGAGCUCAGGAGAAAGCAGAAGUAAGCGGAGUAGAGAAAAUCAUGCUUGCACUGGAGCAGGAGAUCAGUGACCUGAAGAAAAGACAUGAUGAACUCGGGCAGCUUUCACUGAUAGAGGAUGACAUCUAUGUCAUUCAGAAUUUCUCCUCUUUUUCCCGCUACCAUUGUUCAGCCUUGUGCAACACAUCUGUCAGCCAACGACUAAAAUUUGAGGAAAUAGAAAAAGUCAUCAGUGAGCUCAAAAGCCAACUGGAUGAUCUCUGUGAACAAGACAUUGUGAGGAUAUCAGAGAAAGUUCCCACUGUCCAUGUAAUGGUGAACUCUGUGAACAAAAAGAUGAUCAAAAAGUAUUUGCCAUCUCAACCCAAGACCAGAGAAGAGUUCCUGAUAUAUUCCGUUGAUCUGAAACUGAAUGUUCCAGCCUACUCUUCACUCUCUGAAGGACAACAAAUUUGUGUUAAAGUGUAAAAACGGUUACAUGGGUAAUGGGGACUAUUCACGGGGUUUGUGUAAAGAGAAACUAUCUGGACG
Sinocyclocheilus anshuiensis is the source of this 1398-nucleotide messenger RNA. It is a transcript of the gene ftr81, whose product is annotated as finTRIM family, member 81. The coding region runs from base 85 to 1335 and encodes 416 amino acids. NCBI's taxonomy places the organism in Eukaryota, Metazoa, Chordata, Actinopteri, Cypriniformes, Cyprinidae. Gene Ontology annotation, molecular function: zinc ion binding. The record is from RefSeq and is a predicted model, not a curated record. The transcript is spliced from 8 exons.